Molecule: messenger RNA, 492 nt
Organism: Sclerotinia sclerotiorum 1980 UF-70
Lineage: Eukaryota; Fungi; Ascomycota; Leotiomycetes; Helotiales; Sclerotiniaceae
Exons: 1
Coding region: 1-492 (163 amino acids)
Source: RefSeq, a predicted model, not a curated record
AUGCGUAAUCAAUCUAUUCUUUCUCUUGCGCUGGUCGCAUUUGCCACUACCUCCCUUGCUGCUCCAGUUUUAGCUGAGCGAGGUAUGCCCAUUGGGGAUCUCCACGCUGCCAUUGUUGCCGCUGGUGUAGAUUUCGAUCAUCUAACUGCACGCGGCCAAGCCGAGUUCACUUCACUCGCUGCCUCUGCGGUUGAAAAAACCGUCGAAACGCGAGAAGAUGCUGCCUCCCUACUUGCUCUCCUCCCAGCAGGACAUGGCUCAUCAAAACGUGAGCCAGAAGAAGAUUCUAAAAGAGCUAAUUCCGCCGCUGAUCUGCUCGCUCUUCUCCCGCCUGGUCAUGAGAAAAGAGCUGAGAGUGCUGCUGCUCUUCUCGCUCUCCUUCCAGCCGGUCAUGGCUCUUCAAAACGUGAGCCAUCGGAGGAGGAAGUCAAGCGAGCCGAGAGUGCUGCUGCUCUUUUAGCCUUACUCCCUGCUGGCCACGGUUCUAGCUAA